Messenger RNA from Sceloporus undulatus (fence lizard), 879 nucleotides. Its product is annotated as amine sulfotransferase-like. Gene Ontology annotation, molecular function: sulfotransferase activity. The transcript has 6 exons. Gene Ontology annotation, cellular component: cytoplasm. Gene Ontology annotation, biological process: sulfation. The coding region runs from base 1 to 879 and encodes 292 amino acids. The record is from RefSeq and is a predicted model, not a curated record. Lineage: Eukaryota; Metazoa; Chordata; Lepidosauria; Squamata; Phrynosomatidae.
AUGGAAUCAGCAGAGGAAUACCUCUUUGAAUAUAACGGAUGUUAUUUUGUCAAAAAUCUAACUACAGCAGAAUACCUGGAUACACUGAAUGAUUUUAAAAUCAGAGACAGUGAUGUAUUUCUAGUUACGUAUCCUAAAUCAGGCACUGUGUGGACACAGAACAUUUUGAGCUUGAUUUAUCAUGAAGGGCAUCGAAAUGGGUCUGAAGAAGCAGACCUGUUGGACAGGGUUCCAUGGCUGGAGUAUAAGUUCCGUGAUAUUGACUAUGUCAAUCGUACAUCACCUCGCCUCUUUUCCACCCAUCUGCCCUACUAUCUCAUGCCAGAGGGAUUAAGAAAUGGAAGAACAAAGGUUAUUUAUGUGGCCAGAAACCCAAAGGAUGUCUUUGUCUCUUAUUACCAUUUUACCAAAAUAAAUAUCCACAUCAAAGAUGCUCAAGACUUUGAAAUUGCAAUGGAAAGAUUUUUAGCUGGUAAAAUGCCAGCCAAUUUAUGGAUAGACCAUAUAGAAGGCUGGUCUGCUCACAGGGAUGACUUCAAUAUUAUUUUCCUUACUUAUGAAGAGAUGAAGAAGGAUCUGAAAAGUUGUGUGCUGAAAAUAUGCAACUUCCUAGGAAAAAGUCUAGCUGAAAAGGAGGUGGAUAAAGUUGUAGAUAUGGCUUCAUUUAACAAAAUGAAAGAGGAUCCUAGAGCAAACUAUGAAACUAUGGCUCCUGACGUUUUAGAUAACAACAAAGGACACUUUCUUCGUAAAGGCACAAUUGGAGACUGGAAAAACAUAUUGACUGUUGCACAGAGUGAAAGAUUUGACAGCAUUUUCAAGGAGAGGCUGGAAAAGCUGCCCUUCAAGUUCUGCUGGGAUAUCAAAGAUGAAUUGUGA